AUGUCGUCUUCAAAUGCCGAAUACAUGGCCAUGGAUAUCAUCACGUACAUUGGUGUACCCCUGGCGGUUCUCGGAGUCCUGCCCAUCUUGUAUAACACGAGGUCGGAAUACUGGCAACUUGCGAGACAGCCAAGCCAGAUACCGGGCGGUUCGUGGACAACUUUCCACUGGAAAACGAACACAAUUGGGUUCAAAACUCAACGGAUCGAAUACGCCGAUCAGCUUCGGCAACCCCAGGUUGAGGUCGCUUUCGAUGAGCUUGUCUCGUAUCUUCUUGAUCUAGGUGCGGUCCCUGAUGCCCAUGGCUGGAAGCUAUUGCGGUCCGCUGGUCUGUGGACUCCGAUGGGAUGCUCUUUGAUGACCGCACCUGGGGGACAGAUGGCGCUGACCAUUGCGCCGCUGGAUGACUCGGACGGACACCUCUCGCUUGCUGUCAAUUGGUCGUCGUCGUGGACCACACGGGACUUCUCGUCUUUACCGCCGUACUGGGUUCGCUUGCCGCCACCCCCCAUGAAGCCAGCAACGCCAAAGUCUGAGAACUCAACUUCGCCGGGACCCGUGGAAACGGAAGAGGGCGCCGAACCCGAGGUCGAAAAUAACAGCCUGUGCAAAGAAUCGUUGGACUCGAUCCAAAAGCCGGGUCAAGCCAACGCAAGUACAGUCAUCACCUGUCAAAUAUCCGUCGAUGGCCUGGUCGCCGCUUUGACGCAGGAGACAGAGAUUUUCACCUCAAGCUCAAAUAUCCAGAGUCUUUACAUAGAACAUCUUUGCACCCGGAGUGGCAGGAUGGAUGGUGUGUGGUUUGCGAGCGCUGCUACGGCUUACGGAACAACCAGCCAGACCGUGUUGUGGAACUACAAGAUCCCUGACGAGAUCCUCAACUUUGCAAGAACAGACACUUUGCCAUGUGGUAUACUCGUCUUGCUGGACGUGGUGGAAGAGUCACAAACCCCACAAUGGGCAAUGACGUAUAAUACACAUGAGGAGGGACAUGAGUUCGUCAAACCAAGUACAGAACAGCGACUCGCACUGCAGGCUGAGGCCAAGAUGACACAUGAGCAACAGCAGAUUGCGUCACGAGAUCGAAUGCAGCGUGAGAUGACGCAACGUAUGCAGGAUAUGCGUGACAAAACUCGCCUCAAAGCUCAGCGCCGUGAGGCACGUACUGUCGAGGCACUGCAGAGUCCCAAAUGGGACACAAAACUUGUUGCGGAGCACAAUCUUUGCUGGUUAAAAGCCCAAGGUCAUAUUGAUGAGUCGAUCGCCCUGAAAGAUACAGUCGGGAUGUUACUUCACCGCAUAAUUCUGGAUGGUCGGCUCGCAUCAUCCGUCUGCAAGAUGUUGAACUUGUGGAAGGCUUGGGCAGAUAACGGAGGAAUGAGGAAGUCAGACUUCCAUUAUUUACAGGAGUCUCCGCUGGUAUUUGCCGAGGCCAGUCUAUUGAUUGCUACAAUCAAGGACACGACGACGGCGCAGGAGGGAACACUUUCGAUGGAUUUGCAAGAGUGUAUGAAGAUGUGGAAGACAGUUAGGUUGGGUUAA
This is a messenger RNA of Pseudomassariella vexata, 1542 nucleotides long. RefSeq lists its product as uncharacterized. The record is from RefSeq and is a predicted model, not a curated record. The coding region runs from base 1 to 1542 and encodes 513 amino acids. NCBI's taxonomy places the organism in Eukaryota, Fungi, Ascomycota, Sordariomycetes, Amphisphaeriales, Pseudomassariaceae. The transcript has 3 exons.